CGGACGGCGGCUGGCGGCGUCUUCGGCCCAGGCCAGGUCCGGCUCGGCUCCAUCUUGGGCAGCUGCGCCGGGCACCUGUGGCGGCCGCAGGAGCAGCGCUUCUGCCGGCCUGCGCGGCCCCGGGCGGGCGAGAGGGCAGCCAUGAGAUCCAGCCGCCCUGAGCCUGGGGCCCGGGAACCCCUGAGCCCCUGCCCUCAGCCCCUAUCCCGGAGCUCCUCCAGCCUGAUGGGUGAGGGCCAGGGGCAGAGACCAGAGCUCCGCAAGAGCACCAGCAGCACUGUAUGGCAGGCCGAGCCGGGUGAGGCCAGUGCCGGUCCCCAGGUCCCAGAGGAGGAGGGGCUCCGGGCUGAGAGCGAGGAGCAGGUACAGGCCUCCAGCCCCCAGCCACAGCCCAGAGCUGUGGGUCACUGGCGGAGCAGCACUGUGGGCAACGUGUCUACAGUGGGUGGCGGUGAACUGUGUCGCCUGCAGGACCCCAGCGCCGCUGCUGUGCAGAGAAGUCACUCGGACCUGGUCCACAGCACCCAGACCCAGGGCCACAGCGGUGCUCGAAAGGCCAGCCUCAGCUGCUCAGCCCUGCGUAGUUCGCCUGUCCACAGGGCUCAGCUGCAGCCCAGCAGCACUUCUGGACAGGGCAGCCAGGCCCCCGCAGGCCUGGAAAGGGACCUGGCUCCAGAGGAUGGGACUUCGAACUCAGCCUGGACCCUGGGGGAGAGUCAGAUGAGGGUGCUGCCGCCAGACCUGGGAGGCACUGUGGCGCACAGCAGCAGCCCCAAGGCCACGGAGCAGUUGGCCACCACCUCCUGCCAUGCUCUGCCCCCAGCAGCUCUACUCUAUGGCAUGAGGGAGGUGGGGGCCAGUGGCUGCUGUCAUGCCUUGCCUGCCCCAGGGAUCCUGGCCUUUCCCAAACUAGUGGCAUCAGUGAGUGAAUCUGGGCUGCAGGCUCAGCAUGGGGUGAAAUUCCAGUGUAGGCUGCCUGGGGGGCUUCCUGGGCAUUCCCACUGCUGUGCCCACCUUUGGGGUCCCACCGGGUUAGCCAUGGAGCCUGGCACCAGGACCAAGGAUGUGUGGACCAUGACCUCAGCCAGUGACUUGGCCUCUGUCUUGGCGUCCCCUCUGUCAGCCCAGGAUGCUGGUGUGCAGGCGGCUCCCAAGGCAGUCUGCAAGGCUGUGGCCACUAGCCCGCCCCUGGAAGCCCCUGUGGCACUGCACACAUUCCCAGAGGUAACUCUGGGCUCCAGCCUGGAGGAGGCACCGUCCCCUGUGCGGGAUGUGCGAUGGGAUGCCGAGGGAAUGACAUGGGAGGUGUAUGGAGCUGCAGUGGACCCUGAGGUGCUCGGCGUGGCCAUCCAGAAGCACCUGGAGAUGCAGUUUGAGCAGCUACAGAGGGCACCUGCCAGCGAGGACAGCCUGUCUGCCGAGGGCCGGAGGGGACCGCUUCGAGCUGUCAUGCAGUCCCUGCGGCGCCCCAGCUGCUGUGGCUGCUCCAGCACAGACCCCGAGUGAGGCAGGGCAGCCCUUUCUGCUGUCCUGGGCCCAUGGACUCAGCCCUUGGGACAGUGGGAGCCCCGUGCUCUUUGGACUCACUGGCACCCAUGGACGUGUUUCUGUUCCUGGCUGCCUGCGGACCAGAGGACUGCAGCCUGGGGGCUUCCUGCCCCCUGCAGCCAGGCUGGUUAAGGGCUUGAUUCUCAGGAGCCACAUCUGCACAUGUGGGCUCUGAACUCUCGGGCAGUUUCAGCACUGUGCGAAAGGGGGAUCCUGACUUUUCUGUAAAAAUCCUCCACCUUCUGUUCAGUCUCUUCUCAUAACUCUGCUGUGAUUUCCCUGGA
Messenger RNA from Phacochoerus africanus (Common warthog), 1832 nucleotides. RefSeq names its product G protein regulated inducer of neurite outgrowth 2 (gene GPRIN2). The coding region runs from base 142 to 1506 and encodes 454 amino acids. The record is from RefSeq and is a predicted model, not a curated record. The transcript is spliced from 2 exons. Gene Ontology annotation, biological process: neuron projection development. Lineage: Eukaryota; Metazoa; Chordata; Mammalia; Artiodactyla; Suidae. Gene Ontology annotation, cellular component: plasma membrane.